Molecule: messenger RNA, 399 nt
Organism: Eruca vesicaria subsp. sativa (arugula)
Lineage: Eukaryota; Viridiplantae; Streptophyta; Magnoliopsida; Brassicales; Brassicaceae
Source: the annotation of a GenBank genome assembly
AUGGCUAGUCCCAUUCCACCAUCAAAAACGCAGUCUCAGACAGUUUUUGAAAUGGGUUUAGCUGCAGCAAAACAUCUUUUGGUUGGCGUUUCAGGUUUCGCUUCUCAUUCAAAGAGGAAGCUUCGUCGUUGGACUGCCUGUUAUGGCUCUAGAGAUCAUGAACCUGUUAUACAUCUCCAAAAUGACAUGACGAUGAUGAUCAUGAACAAUGAGCUAGACAACGGCGAGCCGAGCAUGCUGCUGAGUGGGGAUCAGAGACGUGGUCCGUUGUGGCAGAAGAACAUUCUCAUGGGUGGAAAAUGCCAGCUUCCAGAUUUCUCAGGGGUUAUCUUGUAUGAUUCCGAUGGACUUGUUGUUCCUCCGGCCAAGAACUCUCUUCCUCUGCUCACCUGGAAGUAA